GAUCCGUAGGGCCGUUCGGUGUGCCUAGCACAGAACACAACCGUUCGGGUGGCUGCGAGGGAGAGAGAGGAACCGGAUCCUUGCCGUUUGCUGUUGAUAAUAGGACAUAAUUUGCACUCUCCUUUUUACGGGAUCAUCUCAGCAGCUCUCUGUCAUAGGCUAUAAGAAACCUCUCUCAUUGUCGCUCUCGCUCUGUCCUAUAGCGCUAACGUUCUCUCUCUCCCUCUGUUCUAUACCUCUCACGGGCAUGGCGGGAUCGAGCCUACUGGAAAACCCAGUGCAAGCGAUUUUGUACCUGCGAGAGCUUACCACAAUCGUCCAGAACCAGCAAAGUCUUAUCCAGACUCAGCGAUCGCGCAUCGAUGAACUGGACCGCCGAGUGGACGACCUGCUCGGGGAGAACAGACACUUGCGCGAUGUGAGAGGACAGCAGCUUCAUUAUCAUCAUCACCCUGACCCCAGCCAUCACCACCAUCAUUACCACCCAGACCCCCAGCCUACGGUACCUGGGCCCCUGCCUGACCAUGACCCGCCGCAGCCUCAAUUUGCAUCGCCCCAGCCGCUGUCUACACCGCUUCAACCUGCUGACCCUGGGGAAAUGCAGCUGGUCCCGGCUCAUCCACAGACCCCUUCACCGGGCGAGGCUAGCCCUGGAGCAGGGGAGGACGGAACGACCAGCCCGGACUGCCGCUCCUUAGUACCACUGACCCCCACUACCCUCUGCCGAUCGCUGGCCCUGGCUAAAAAAUCAGAUGGGCAGUUGCUGAGGCUGGAGGGCGGGACUUCCUCCAGCGGACAGGAAGUGGAGGGGACAGAAGGAGGGCCCAGGCGAGAGGGACCCAGUGACUAUGAAAUCGCCCUGGAGAACAAGAACAAACAGAUCGAGGAGCUGGAGCAGCGCUACGGGGGCCAUUUUGUGGCGCGGCGCGCCGCCUGCCGCAUCCAGACGGCGUUCCGCCAGUAUCAGCUCAGCAAGAACUUCCAGAAGAUCCGCAACUCUCUGUCGGAGAGCCGGCUCCCCCGCCGAAUCUCCUUGCGCCGGCCCAAUCCGACCCGGAACCAGAACCCAGGGCAGAGACACAGCUACACCCCUCACACUCUCCUGGAGACAGGCAGCCCGGCAGGGGGAACCCUGCGGCCCAAAACUCCCCCUCCACCCCCAUCCCGCACCACCUCUCUGCCCCCCUCCCCCGCCUCCACCGCUAACCCUGCCCCUACCCCAGGUCCAGCCUUAGGACCCUCACUCACUCAGCUGGAAGACUGCUUCUCCGAUCAGCUGCACUCACUGGCCCAGUCCAUUGACGAUGCUCUUCGUGGGUGGAGCUUGUCGGACAGCGGUGAGAGGGCGGGGCUGUUGAUGGACCCGGGGGCCUUCCGGGCAGCUGCCCAGUCCGCCUGUCUGCCCCGCAGUGCCAGCUCCCUGCUCAUGGCCUUCAGGGACGUCACCGUGCACAUCGACACCAACAACUACACCAUCUCUACGGCAACCACCUCUACCACCACCACCACAAUAGGCAACACGGGCGGGGGGAGGGGGAGCAGGCAGGCCUCGUUGGACAAAGGCGGGGUCAGGAGAGCAGCGAGCCAAUCCGAGGAGCAGGGGAUUGACGUGGACUUCCCGGCCCCGCCCCCCAGUGAGGAGUUGGAGAUGGGGGACCUGGGUUCCAGGAGGGGAUCUGCCAUGACGGGUCAGGGUGGGCUGGAAAGAGAGAGCGGCUCAGAGAGACCUGGCUCCACCUCCACCUCCACCCAGUCUAACCAGCAGCCCAUCCAGACCUACACCCAGUACCAGCAGUACCAGUACCCUCAGACCCAGCAGGUCUCUGGGGGCCCCAUCCCCGAGGCUCUCCAGGCCCUGGUCCUCUCUCUGCCCAGGGACCGCUGCCAGGACCCAGCCUCCUGCCGCUCGCCCACCCUCUCUACCGACACACACCGCAAACGCCUCUACCGCAUAGGACUCAACCUCUUCAACGUGAACCCAGAGCGGGGCAUCCACUUCCUGAUCACGCGGGGCUUUGUCCCCGACACGGCCAUCGGCAUUGCCCACUUCCUGUUGCAGAGGAAGGGCCUGAGCCGGCAGAUGAUUGGAGAGUUCCUGGGGAACAGCAAGCUGCUCUUCAACAGGGACGUGCUCGACUGUGUGGUGGAUGAGAUGGACUUCUCGGGGAUGGAGCUGGACGAGGCCCUGAGAAAGUUCCAGGCUCAUGUUCGUGUGCAGGGCGAGGCCCAGAAGGUCGAGAGGCUUAUCGAAGCCUUCAGCCAGAGGUACUGCAUGUGUAACCCAGAUGUGGUGCAGCAAUUCCACAACCCAGACACCAUUUUCAUCCUGGCCUUCGCUGUGGUGCUGCUCAACACCGAUAUGUACUCCCCCAACAUCAAACCCCAGCGCAAGAUGGGCCUCGACGACUUCAUACGCAACCUGCGAGGAGUAGAUGAUGGGGCCGAUAUUCCCAGAGAGAUGGUUUCUGGGAUCUAUGAGAGGAUCCAACAGAGAGAGCUCCGCUCCAAUGAGGAUCAUGUGACCUACGUCAGCCGCGUGGAGCAGUCCAUACUCGGCAUGAAGACCAUCCUGUCUGUGCCCCACAGGCGCUUGGUGUGUUGCUGUCGCCUGUUUGAAGUGUCAGACGUCAACAAGCCUCAGAAACAGAAGCUGACGUCUCACCAGAGAGAGGUUUUCCUUUUCAACGACCUCCUUCUGAUCCUCAAGGUGUGUCCCAAGAAGAAAACGUCUGCCUCCUACACCUUCUGCAAAGCCAUGGGUCUGCUGGGCAUGCAGUUCCAUCUGUUCUCCAAUGAAUGCUAUGCUCAUGGCAUCACCAUGCUGAGCCCUUUCACCUCCGAGAAGAAACAGCUGGUCAGUUUCUGCUCCCCCAGCGGAGAGGAGCUGCGCAAGUUUGCCGAGGAGCUGCGAGAGUCCAUCACCGAGGUCAACGAGAUGGAGCAGAUCCACAUCCAAUGGGAGCUGGAGAGACAGCAGGGGGUCCAGCCUCACUCCUCACACACCAACGGCAGCCAGCUGGACACACACACAGGACACGGAUCUCCCUCAGGUCAGCAGGACACUUAUGAGAAGACAGGCAACAACAACAACACAGUGGAGGUGUCAAUUCACAACAGGCUGCAGACCUACCAGCUGAGCCAGCCCAGCAUUGAAUCCACUGCUCUGGCCCUGGCCGCCCCCCCAGCCCUGCACAGCCCCGGACAGCCGGGGGAGCUCCGCCCAGAGACACUCAUUCAAUGCCAGCAGAUCGUCAAGGUCAUCGUCGUGGACCAGAGCGGGCGAGGACGGAUGGAGGCUUUCCUCAGCCAGAGCCCCACCUCCCACCGCUUGAUCCAAUCAGCUAUGUCCACACCCGUGCAUGUCAAGGAGGGGGACGGCCCCCAGCCCCCCCUGCCCCCGCCUCCUCCCCCGUAUAACCACCCCCACCAGUUCUGCCCCCCCGACUCUCCUAUGCCCCUCCACCACACUCUGCCCUACCCAAUAAGGAGGAGGAAUUCCAGCGGCUCCCGCAGCAUCGUCUGACAAAACUACAAUUCCCAGUUUCAACAAACAACUUCCUGGUGGUCCAUACAGAGGAGUCUCUUAUCUACAAUACACACAAUUACCUGUAGAUUGCAGAAGGGGGUUAUUUACUUAAAUGAAAAAUGAAGUUGGUUGGUUGAGAAGAAAAUGGAGCAGAGGAAUUAAAAAUAAUACAGAGAAUUCAGACGUAAGUCUAAUCACAUAAUCAGUAUUUUUGAAUAUCGAGUCGUUUUCAAAACAUUUGUAAAGACAGAUUUUCUAAUCUCGCAUCUGCACAUAUUCUUAGAUUGAAUACACCGUCUUGUCUGUUCCUCUCACACAUCAACUUGUAAACAAGACCUUGUGAUUCCCACUCGGUUUAUGCACCUCAAAAGCUUUUUCUUUGGCACGUAGCGUGGCUGUGAUGUGUGUAAAUGACUGUAAAAAGCUGCCAGACAGAUUUACACAGGCAGCUUCAGAAGGGGUGAGAUGGUCGGACCAGAGCCAGCAUCCAGGAUACGGACAUCGGUCUGUUCUGUCACUGGGCCUGAACGACUCCGAGUCUGUUUGGCUAAACCACAGCCACUCUCCCCUGUAGAAUCCAGAUAGUGAGCAGUGUGACCUUGACACGUGCACAUGGCAAUCUGGACUGCUUCUUUCCUAUCUUUCCAACAUGUGAGUGGAUUUUCAAGUGUGGAAUGGAGGUGUAUGUGCGUGAGUUUAUGCGAGGGUUAUAGCUGGUACUCAGAAUCUCUGUAGAAUAGUGCUUAAGAGCUCAGGAUAAAAUGUGCUUCUCAUUACCACAUAUCUCCUAUCCUCUGUCCUUUCCCAAGGGUUUAGAGCAUUAAACCAUUGUAUAUUUCGCAUACUAACGGAGGACAUUGAAAACGGCUGAUUUGAUUCAGUCCUGAACUGUUACAGUACAUGAAUAGGUUUUUUUUCUUCCUAUUCUGAACUAAUUACUGUGAAUAAGGGAUUUCCAUUGAAUACACUUCUCAUUCCAGGAUUAUGCUUAAUCUGGGUCUGGAAGAGUACUCCUGGGAUUAAUGUUGUACAAUCUAGUUCCAUACAGGGUAACCUAAUCUCACCUCUUAUAGUCUCUCUUAGUCCCUUCCAGUCACCUGCUAUGUUCUGUAAACGACUGCAUGUCACAGAGGGAUGUACACACACACACACACACAUACACACACGGCCCAUUCACUGAGCAUAAACACAUUGACAGAUCCAUGUUAUUGAUUAGAACACUGAAUGUUGCUUUAUCAGAGUAUGUUUAUUUAUCUAUAAAUGAUUUCAGUACAAUCCCCAAGUCAACCUGAGUAUUGUAAUAAUAUUUUGAGCCAGUGAAUUUAGUACCGGCUAAUGGAGCUGACCCAGGAAUGAACACAGAUGUUCAUUUUUGUAUCUUUUGCACCACAGAGUAUAUUGUUUCUUGUUACGGUGAUAUAGUUUGAAUAUAUACAGUGACUGGAGUGCCAGUGUGUGUAUCGACAUGUAUGUAGUUGUAUAGAAAAUAUCUAGUUUAAAUAGAGAAAAGAGCUAUACAGAUAAAUAUUAGAUGUAUACCCUGUUGCCAUGACAGAUGGAAAGGAGGCAGAUUUUAUAUACUUCAGUUUUGUUACCAUUAAUUUGAUCAUAUUACAGGUAUGACAUGAUAGUAAUGUCAAUGAUGCUCUUUAAUGGUGCGAAAAGGGCUAUGCUGUACAGUAAAUGUAACACUGCAAACACAGACCUACUCACACACUAAUUUACAAACACACACACACAAACACACACACACAUUAAAGCUGCUAAAAUAAAUAUAAAAUCCCCCAUAUGUGAGUUAUCUUGAACAUCUUUGAUUUAAGAGUUUUCAACCCAAUUAAGUUGUUCUACAAAAAUUGGAGUUUCAUUUGCUACAGUAUUCUACAGCAUGAUUUGCAGGAAUUUGAGAUUUUAACUGUAUCAUUGUUCAGGGCAUGUUGAGUUGAUUGGUCAUUUUUCCACCUCCCCUUCCCUCUCCCAUGCCCCCCCUCCCCUAUGGAUGGUUGUCAUGGAAAUGAAUCCAGUCUCUCCCACCUUUACUGUAAAGCACUGACAGUGACCUGUGCAUCACAAAGUGUUUAUAAAGAAUAUUUAUAAGAAGAUGAGAGCGUUUACCUAUGGAAUACAGUAUUUAUAACGUUUUCUGUUUGAAGAGAAUGAAAGAAUAAAGUAGU
This is a messenger RNA of Hypomesus transpacificus, 5697 nucleotides long. It is a transcript of the gene iqsec3b, whose product is annotated as IQ motif and Sec7 domain ArfGEF 3b. The record is from RefSeq and is a predicted model, not a curated record. Gene Ontology annotation, molecular function: guanyl-nucleotide exchange factor activity; protein binding. NCBI's taxonomy places the organism in Eukaryota, Metazoa, Chordata, Actinopteri, Osmeriformes, Osmeridae. Gene Ontology annotation, biological process: regulation of ARF protein signal transduction; actin cytoskeleton organization.